AUGGCAGACACUAACCCAAUCCUCGAAGAGGCUGGGUUAAGCUUCGAGCUGAUCAAGAAGACAUCCGACGGCGUCCUAGACGAGUACAAAACCGUCAACCCCAAGCUUCGAGUCCCAGCACUCUCAAUCGACAAGAAUAGGAUCACUGAAAAUCCCGCGGUCAUGAUGGCUAUUUCAAACCUGGCUCCUGACAAACACCUCUUCGGCAAGACCCCUCUGGAUACCGUUCGUGUCGUCGAGUGGGCAAACUAUAUAUCGGGCACACUACACGCUCAUGCAUUUGACGGACUGUGGAGACCGCAUCUAUUCACGAGUGAUCCUGAAGACCAUCAUAAGAUCCAGGCCAGGAGCCUAGUUACGAUUAAAGAAUGUUUUCAGUAUAUCGAGCAAAGACUUAAGGGAGUCUAUGCUGUCGGUGACUCGUAUACUGUCGUGGAUCCAUACCUUCUUACCAUGUACCGAUGGGGACAAAAAAUUGACUUGCCCAUGGAGUCAGCUUACCCGAAACUCACUGCUCUUGUUGCUGAGAUUUCGAAGCGGCCGGCGACCGUGGCUGCUUUGGAGGCUGAGGGACUUCCUCCAGUAUUCGAUGAUUAA
Molecule: messenger RNA, 597 nt
Organism: Microsporum canis CBS 113480
Lineage: Eukaryota; Fungi; Ascomycota; Eurotiomycetes; Onygenales; Arthrodermataceae
Product: glutathionine S-transferase
Exons: 2
Coding region: 1-597 (198 amino acids)
Source: RefSeq, a predicted model, not a curated record